Symbiodinium sp. CCMP2592 is the source of this 6812-nucleotide messenger RNA. Lineage: Eukaryota; Dinophyceae; Suessiales; Symbiodiniaceae. The record is from the annotation of a GenBank genome assembly.
AUGUCUGUAUCCGAGCCCAUUGCUGCUCUGCCACGACAAGCUAAGUUGCACCAAGAGCCGGAGUGUACCACUCCAGAACAAAGACAGCAGAUCGACUCCCUACGUCAUGCAGCACUCACACUGGACGGGAACUGGCCGUUUUCCCGGACCGGGGCACAGCAGCCAGGGCGAGUUUCAGACACUUCAUCCGAGUCCGGGGUUUCUGACUCAGAAACCAUUGCGUGGGCAAACAUACUUGUCUAUGCCCCUGACUACACGCCCGAGUUGCUCACCAUUGCGUUUCGAUUCCCUGCCACCUUAGAUGAAGGAGAGCAAAUGAUCCAGGCAGAGCGCGACCCUGCUCGGGCUCGCAUUUUUCCACAUAUCGUGCCAGCCUUCCCUCAGACACUGCCAGGUGCAGGGGUUUACAUUGCCUGUCCACACUGGCAGCCGGAUCUACAUCUUCUUUUUGUAGAUUCGUUAGGUUGGGACGGACGGCACUUUGCCGUGAAUAUGCCAGCAUAUGUCACACGACAUACGGUGCUGCACAUAAUUGGGAUUGAGUACGACAGCCCUGUGGCAGUCUACAUUGGCGACCAGGAAGACCCAGUCCAGACGCAUGCCGUCCACACUCGGCCAGGUACGACCAUUCUCCUUGUCCCACAUGGGCAGACACCCACCCUCAGCCUCGACGCAGCUACCAUGAUGCAGCGUCCAAGUCUGUGGUCUCAAGACUACGACGUACCACAAGCGCCGCAGACUGCAUACCUUGUAGUCGAAGGUGAUCAGCAGGUACUCUUUACUUACCGUACCACACACCCCACUCGGUAUCGAUCUGACCUAGCAGCAGCUCUGGGGAUACCCAAUCAGCAUCUGGCGCUAGUUCCAGCACAGCCGAGGGUCGUUGACGCCUGCCUUCAAGGGCGCCCCUUCUCGGAGGAUGGCGCAGGUUCCUGGCACCCGCCGGAAUCCUACAUGUUCCAGACCUUGUCGUUUCAGGUCAGGUCUUGCUUGCAGAACUGGACAUUCCCCUUCGGCGCCAGAUCCUCGCCGCCCCACUCCAAGAGCAGACAAAUCACCCAACUCAAGGGCAGACCCACGCAGACGCAAGUGACCCACACGUACAGCGGUCAUCACCACAAGUUGUUCGCCAUCGACGUGCCGCCACGUCUGUACCUACAUGACCUGCUCGCGUUGGCAGGCAACCUUGAUUCGGAACAGAUCGUUGUCUAUCACAACAGCCAGCCCUGGCCGUUGGCCGACAUGCUGCAAGACCCCACUUCGUGGAACCCAGAUGCAGCUGACCAUGUGCGGAGGGGUUCCCUCACCAAAGCACUGAUUGCUGCUACGGUCUUACCGCCAGGUGAGACCUAUGCAUCUCCGCUAGGUAUCAAGAACGUUGCCCAGUGGGACAUGUCUUGGGUUUUUCUUUGGAAGGCCGCCCCGCACGGCCUUUUAGCGGCCCCAUUGAGUUACAAGACGGGGCAGUUUUGGUACUCGAGUACCUCACACGUGCCGAUGCCUAUGGUGUCCACCAGCCACCACCUUCUGGUGGACCGUCCAGCGGGUGCCAACACAGCUACCAGUGCCGCAGGCUACGAUGCAGGUACAGGCCUACAGGACCCCCUCCUACAGCGCUUGCAGCCACCGUCUCCGCCCGAGGACCCCAGCGCCAUAGCUACUUUUGUGACGGCUAUGCAGACAGUUCUGCCUCAUGGAAUUGUAUCGAAGCCGACCAGCUCUUCAGCAGUGCCGCAUUAUGAGGACAUUACCGAUUGGCUCAGGGACGGUCCGACCCUGCUCGAGCAGGCCCUUCAAUGUCAUGACAACAUUGCCAUGCAAAGUGCUGCUACUUUUCUCACUAUUCUGAGUGAGCACUCCACCCCCCCUGCUUUUGUCUCACAGCAGCCAAGCCCUGCGAUUGCAAGCCUCUGUCUUGAGACUGCGCUUCCCCUCACUGACCAUCAGAGGCAAAGCUUGACGCUAACGCACCUUCUGCCACACAGCCAGCUAGGGCAUGCGCCAGAUCCUGCCACUGAUUGGCUGGAUGCAGAUUUCAGAGCAUUACUCAAUGACUCACAUGUCGAGCUCGAAUGCCGCACACUCUUCGUCAACUUCCGAACUUGGUACGACGAAGAUAGGCCCCCAAUCGAUUCCGUGCACAUUUACUCCGAUGGCUCUGCAACGCAGAAUUCUGCGGAUUUCCGACCGGCUGCCUGGGCCUUUUCAGCUUGGGCAAACUGUGGCAGGCGAACCCUCCUCCUAGGGCACUCUUCCUCUCAGACAGCACCAGAAGGAACGCCCUUCCACAUCGGCGAGGCCGAUGAGACGGCUUUAACAGCAGAGCUACUCGGGCUCGCUUGGGCUUUAGCUUGGGCAGCGGAAUUUGGACGUCAUUAUGCACCUGCCAUUCAUUUCGUUUAUGACGCUCUCAGUGCAGGUUUAGGUGCUUUCGGCCAAGCAAGUCUGCCAGACGGACCAUAUAGUCAGCUCGCAAGCCUUGUCGCUUACCUCCGACAAUACUUGGAAGCCUUGACAACCGUUACCCACGGGCACGUGCACAGCCAUAGAGGUCAUCCAGCCAACGAGUUUGUCGAUCAGCUUGCCAAACAUGCAGCUCGAGGACCUGCUGACCAUUGGGACAAGUGCCUACCCACUUGGCUGCCUGCCUUGGCCAAACAUCCCUAUCGUGCCUGGGCAUGGGCUACCCUGCCGCAGCACAAAGACCUUCCUACCCUUUUUGCCUUCGAGUCUGAGGCUUCCCGGCUACAGUCAUUGCCCAAACAUGACAUACAGCCUCCAGCCCUUGCCCAAAAACAUAUCAGCAUGCCACCAGGCGAGGUAAUUUAUCACCUCUGUGCUAUCACCUACAAUGUCCUGACUCUGCGGGAUCCCAGCCAGCAGCAGCUCCGCAGUCUACCGGUUGGGCUCCGCAUGAUAGGCAGAAAAGGCAUCCUGAAGUCCUCGCUUGCAGUGCACAAACCUUGGCUUAUCGGACUCCAAGAGACACGCCUGAAUGAGGCGCAGUCGCAGCAUGAUUCGGACUACUUGAUUUACCAGGCACCGGCCGACGCUGCUGGAGCUGGGGGCUGUGCCCUGUGGAUCUCCCGGCACUUUACUUAUGCCGCGCAAGGGGAACAACGCUUUCAGAUCCAAGCCGCGCAUGUCACCGUCCUUUCCCACAGCCCCAGACACCUAACCGUGUCUAUCACAGCACCGCGCUUGAGAUUGCUCGUUGUUGUCCUGCAUGCUCCCUCAGCUUCCAAUCACCCAGUGCCACAAAUCCAAACCUUCUGGGACACCAGAGCGGACGAAAUCCGUCGACGCCCUGAAGGAGCAGACUACAUUUUGCUCGCUGACAGCAACGCUAGACUUGGCUCCGUAGUUUCGGAUCACAUGUCCGACUUAGAUGCCGAGGAAGAGACAGCAGCUGGCACCCUCUUCCACGAUUUCCUAGUGCAAAUCGAGGGAUAUUUGCCUGCAACUUUUUCUGACUGCCAUUCUGGGGAGUCAGGCACCUGGCGAAUGCCAGACAGUGCGUGGUUCCGUAUAGACUACGUCGUCUUACCACUUUCCUGGAAAGGCCUCCAAACAGCCUCCAGUGUCAUAGUCGAUUUCGAGUCCAUGCAGAAGCGGGACGAUCACCGGCCAGUCAAAGUCUGCAGCACUUUUGCGAGAGCCCUCGCCGGCAGUGCGUACUGGACCAACCGCCCCCGGGCCAUCAGGCCGGAGGCCUCCCUGCGGUGCCAGGCACAUACCAUCACAGCGCUGCAACAAGUCCAACCCACCGAUUGGGAAGUACCUGUUGACGAGCAUUACUCGCAGCUCGUCACUGCAUGGCACCGUGUGGUUAAUUGCCUCCAGGAGCCGGACCGGGAUCAGCCCCAUCAGCCUUACCUCUCCCUUGAGUCCCUUCAGCUAGUAAGGGCCAGGCAGGCCUUCCGGCGCUAUCUUGCGCAGGAACAAUCAGAAAUCAACCGCCGCCUGAAGAUCAUCGUUUUCGCUGCCUUUGUCCAUCUUGGACGGGCCACAACCUUCACUGCCACCGGCCUUGCAGCAGCCAACAACUGGCUUUGGGUAAUGGACUAUAGUGUCGCCACGGCCGUUUCUGCCUUGCACUGGUUAGGCACCCGGCUUAGGACUGCCGUUGCUGCCGAUCGGCGUGCAUACUUGGACUCACUUGUCGCAGCUGCGGCUGCGCGAGAUUUCAAGACACCUCGGGAACUUUACCAGGCAAUUCGCAAGGCAUUUCCCGCUGCGGCGUCAUCGCGCCGCAGCCGUUUCCAACCAUUGCCCAUGCUUGCUACGCAAGAAGGUGAGCCAUUGCCAACGUCCGAGGCCAGGGCCGAAGCUUGGCGUGCCCACUUCUCAGCACAAGAAUCAGGGGUCACCGUCACACCGGAAGAAUAUGUGCAGCACCUUGUUUGUCAAAAGAGUCAGGCCACCCAGGUCCCCUUCAGCCUUGGUGCAUUGCCCACCCUCUGUAAGACUGAGCAAGUCGUCCUCAACAUGCGCCUCAACAAGGCCGCAGGACCCGACAGCCUGACAUGCGAAACCCUCCGUUUGCACACCCCUACCACUACCCGACAACUUUUCCCCGUCAUAGCCAAAACUGUGCUCCGAAUCCAGGAGCCCACCCUUUGGAGAGGCGGGGAGCUUUUUGUGCUGGCGAAGCGUGCUGGCGCAUCCAUGACAUGUGACAGUUUCCGUUCCAUCAUGGUUACCAGUAUUGCUAGCAAGGUCAUGCACAAAUGCUUGCGGGAUGAGCUCAAGCCAGCUCUCCUAGCCAGCCAGCAUCAACUGCAAGGAGGGGUCCGCCCCGGCCUGGGCAUAGAAACACCGAUCUUAGCUGUCAAGACCUAUGCACUACUCUCGGAGGCCGCAAAACAGCCAUGGGCAAUAGGGUUUGUUGACUUGCAGGCUGCCUUUUAUUCGGUAAUUAGGCAAACACUGGUAAGCAAUCCAGAUAGUGAUGCUGGCUAUCUGGAGUUGCUUCACGCCUUGCAAGUGCCUGACUAUGCCCUUCACGAGCUGAAGCAACAUUUGCAGUCCCUUGCCGAAUUGCCGAGGUUGGGUGUGAAUCCUCACACCAUCGCUCUAGUACGGGAUUUGUUCGAGGGUUCAUGGUUCAGAAUGACUAACAACCCAACCCUCACGCAAACUCGACGUGGCUCGCGCCCUGGCGACCCAGCAGCUGACAUCUUGUUCUCGUUCACACUGUCAGCACUCUUCCGCCGGCUGGCCGAGUCCUUGCAACAGCACAACCUCGGCGUCUCUGUACCAAUCCCUGACAGCCGUCCGGAAUGGUCCGGCCAUGCCGAUACGACGACCAUCGGAAACCCGGCAUGGGCAGAUGAUUUCGUUGUCCCCCAAUCUGGGGCCGAUCCCUCCACCUUACUGACCAGAACACAGCUUAGCUUUGGGCUGCUGUACGCUCACACCAACUGCCUAGGCAUGAAAAUCAAAUUUGGGCCAGAAAAGACAGCACUGCUCCUUUCGGAGUCAGCACGUGCCCAGCUGCUCCCCCUGCUGGAUUUGCAGGCGGAUGGUACGGCCUGUAUGCCAUUUCAGGAUCCACGAGAUCUUACUUGGCACAAAGUGCCAGUAAUCCAAGCCUACCGCCAUCUUGGAGGGGUCUUGACCUCUCCGAUUACCCCAGUUCCCGAUUUGCAUUUCCGCUAUUCGCGAGCAGAAGGCACAGCCAGACCCUUGCGCAGAUGCUUCUUCACCUCCCAACGAUUCUCCCUGGCAGUUCGCCGCAACCUUCUCAGGUCACUUGUCAUCUCCAAAUACGUCCACUCGAGUUCGGCUCUCGUACUUCGAUGUGCGACACACAUCAAACUUUGGGAGAGACAAUACAUUGCGUUGUGGCGCAAUCUAUGCAGGCGCAUCGACAAGGAGACGCUGCUCCAUCCUUUCGAAGUCCUUCACCAAGCCGAGGCCCUUACGCCUCCACUUGCCCUAGCCAAGGCCAGAGCGGGUUUUCUGACCAAACUCCUUCAUGAAGGAUCUGAGCUCCUCCUCACCCUUCUAUGUGAUCAUUGGUUGCUACAUCCCUCUUCCUCAUGGCUCGGUCAACUCGAGAUGGAUGUGAACUAUGUCGGGCAGUACGUGCCAGGUUUGAGGGCAGUCCUUGGAGCUCCUUCUAAAGACUCCGGCCCCUCAGAUGCAGUUCCUGCACUCAUCACCGCCAUCAGGGAAAAUCGCAAGUGGUGGCUAUACCAGGUCACAAAAGCAGAACGCAUCCAGACCGAGGAACUUGCGAUCUGUGCCAAAUGCUUGCGCCAAGCGCGGGACAAUCCCACCUUGCCAGCAGCACUGCCUUCCACCUCGGACUGUCUUCCUUUUGCGUGCGAGGUUUGUUCCGCCCGUUUUGCUCUGCGCAAGCACCUUUGCUUGCAUGCAGCCAAGGCGCAUGGACUUCUCAGCCCUGCAAGACAUUAUGCAUUGACCGAUUGGUGUACGGCCUGUCACCGCUAUUAUGCAGGAGUGCGUCAGGUCCAACAACACCUCAAGCACUACCCGCAAUGCCUCAGGCGGUGUGUGGACCUAUAUCCACCACUCGAGCCAUGCCAAAUCCAACAGCUAGAACGGCCUUCCGUGUCGUUGGCUAAGAAAGUCAAAGCAGGCGCAUGGCAGAACUACCAGGGCCGAAUACCGGUCAAGGUCCCUGUCAUUUACGGCCCAUUCCUCCCCACGGCGCAAGAACGUAAGUUCCAAUGUGACGAGGAGGACGAGGACACACUGUUAUCGGAUCUCCGCGCACCAUACACGCCGAAGGCGUCAACGGUGAAGUGGAUUGAGGACUAUUUGGACCAGAAGUCCACAGAAGG